Messenger RNA from Haliotis rufescens (red abalone), 1222 nucleotides. RefSeq lists its product as uncharacterized. NCBI's taxonomy places the organism in Eukaryota, Metazoa, Mollusca, Gastropoda, Lepetellida, Haliotidae. The record is from RefSeq and is a predicted model, not a curated record. The coding region runs from base 25 to 741 and encodes 238 amino acids. The transcript is spliced from 8 exons.
GUGCAGAUACAGAAUAGCUCUGGUAUGAUAUAUUCCGAGGAUCAGCCGUUCUCAUUGUACCACACACACACACACACACACACACACACACACACACACACACACACAAUAAACUGCGAGUAUUGCAUCUUGAAUGUUCCAGCACGAGAGGUUACUGGAGUUGGCGUCGCUUCGACCGUCCAUGUGGCUGCUGUCUGUUCUGUCCUGAUCGUCGUCACCGCUGUGGUCGUCAUAUUUCUUGCUCGUAGAAAACAGACACGUGAAGAGAGUGGAUACAUUCAUAACCGUGUGGUCACAUAUACCCGGGACGAGGAAACAGACGGAAGCUACCAGGAAAUAGAAGAGGGAGGAUCCAUUCAAAAUCGCGUGGUCUCAUUUGCCCGGGAUGAGGACAAAGAUGGGAGCUACCAGGAGAUAGAAGAAGAGGUGAACGUAGACGACAUCGCCCCUCUUGUAGCUGUCUACUCUGUUAUGCUCACGGCUGUGGCGGUUGUGGUGGCAUCAGUUGCUAUUCUUGUCUGCAAGGACGUAAAAGAUGGUCACAGCAGAAGAUUUGGUGAAUAUCUCACUGUGGUGGGGGAGAGACUAUCCUGUGGCAUCAGUGAUGCACCUCGUGCUGCCAUCAACGACGAGGAUGCCUUAUGCUUGCAUGAUUAUGAGCGACUACUGAGGGAACAAUUCCACAUCUACACGUGUCUCAACCCUUCAGCUUCCUCUCCAGAGGACCACAGUACCAGGUAAAAAGUAGCCUGAGGUAACGUCUCUGUACCCUUCAGCUGCCUUUUCAGGGGACCAAAGUUCCAGGUGAAGCCUCAUGUAAGGGAGCAGUUCCACAUCCGGACGUACCUCCACCCUUCAACUGCCUCUGCUGACGACCACAGUACCAGGUGCAGCCUCAAGAAAGGGAGCAGUUCCACAUCUACACGUCUCUCCACCCUCCACUUGCCUCUUCAGAGGACCACAGUACCAGGUGCAGCCUCAUGUGACGGAGCAGUUCCACAUCGUCACGUCUCUACCCCGUUCACCCCUUGGUGCAAUGCAAGGAACCUUACGAGACCCUGACGUUUGAUGGUUUCCGAAUCUCGAACUGAGGACGAUGUUCCAUUUAUGAGCUAUGGUCCAUUUGCUCGUAUUAUGGAACACGUCAGCACAUUUGGUUGCCCAUUGCGGAGCUUGUGAACAAUCGCGUUAGCUCAAUGCAAUAGUGAAGGCAUGAAAAAGA